Molecule: messenger RNA, 3503 nt
Organism: Lynx canadensis (Canada lynx)
Lineage: Eukaryota; Metazoa; Chordata; Mammalia; Carnivora; Felidae
Gene: PRIMA1
Product: proline rich membrane anchor 1
Exons: 5
Coding region: 80-541 (153 amino acids)
Source: RefSeq, a predicted model, not a curated record
CCUCCCUUCCCCGCGCCGAGGAUCUGCUGGGGCCGCCGCCAGGCAAGUUCGCCCGAGUGCGCGGGUGCCGCGGGCCGAGAUGCUCCUCCGGGACUUGGUGCUGCGCCGUGGCUGCUGCUGGCCCUCUCUGCUGCUGCACUGCGCGCUCCACCCGCUCUGGGGCUUCGUGCAGGUGACGCACGGUGAGCCCCAGAAGUCCUGCUCCAAGGUGACCGAUAGCUGUCAACACAUCUGCCAGUGCCGGCCCCCUCCCUUGCUGCCCCCACCGCCCCCGCCCCCACCGCCUCCCAGACUCCUCUCCGCCCCAGCCCCCAACUCUACCUCGUGCCCCGCUGAGGAAAGCUGGUGGUCAGGGCUGGUGAUCGUCAUCGCGGUAUGCUGUGCCUCCCUGGUGUUUCUCACUGUGCUUGUCAUCAUUUGCUACAAAGCCAUCAAAAGGAAACCACUGAGAAAAGAGGAGAAUGGCACCAGUGUUGCUGAGUAUCCCAUGACCUCCUCGCAGAGCAACAAAGGGGUGGACGUGAACAGCGCUGUGGUGUGAGUCUGCAGACCCCGGACUCGCUGGCCAGAGGGGCACAUUGGUGGCAUUAGUGGACACGGGAAAGCAGGAGGACACGAGCUGACUCUGGGCUUGUCCAGGAUUUCCCGGGGAGAAACCAUCCCGUUCCCAGCCUGCCCCUGGUCAGCUCGCGGGCCAGCUCGCCUGCGUGCAGCAGCCCGGGCCGCACCGCCACACCCACUCUUCACGUCUCUUCUCCAUCUUGGAUUUGAUUUACUGCCUCCCAGCUGCGCUCUGACAAAGGCAGGGAGUCCGUCUGUCUGCUGGGGUAGGGGGGCAUCCUACCUUAGCCAAGAGAAAGGUGAUCCAGGAGUCACUUGCCUGCCAGAAAACCUCUCCUCCUCCCCAGGAAGACUGCUCUCCAUUCACCAUGCGUCCCAGCAGAAGCCAUCAGCACAGCCAUGAGAUGUCCCCUUCCAAAGGUGCUUCCCACACAUCUGUCUGUCACCCCAUCGGCGACUUGUCUUUAGUCUUCAGGGCCUGCCUCCUUUCUUCCUGUUCCCUCCCACACCCCCGGCGCCUGGCUCUUGACUUCUGACCCCUGCCACGGUGGGCUGUGAGCCCAGCCUGCAAGGUCCCCUCCUGACUGAGCAGAGGGGCUCUUUUACACCCAGAGCUAGUGUCUGACCUUCCAGGGGCAAAACAAGUCACUGAACGCCACGCCAAGGACCCGGGAAGGACAGAGCCCCCUCUACCCAGUCGCAGACUCAUUUCCACCCCUGAUCCUCGUAGGAACUGAUGCCUCCAUGUGAGCCACGCCCUGCCUUCAUCCGGAGAGGCCACCACUCAUGCCAAGCCCAGCACUUUGGGUUAGGCUGACCCGGCCUGGCGCUGGGUCUCCCCGAUGACCCCCUAAGGCCCUUCCCAGGUACUCAGACCCUCUCCGGAGAGUCCCCAGCCUCUCUUCAUCCGGAAGGAGGUGGUGUUCUCCCAGCGGCCCCCUUCGAAUGUCUUGUGUUCUAAAAAUGCUGAACUGUCCAGAGGGGUUGGUGGACGAAGGGAAGGAAGGGGAGGGAGGCAGGGAGAGGGCCCUCCGGCCUGGUAAUCUUGGUCCCCCGGCCUGUUUCCCAGGUGGCCACCCAACCUGUGGGCACAUCACUAGGCCCGUGGGGACAGAGGCCUGUGGUCUGGCAUCGCCUGGAUUGGGAGAACACUCCUGACCCCGUGGUUCCCUCACCUCCCAUACACUUGCUCAGAAGGAAGUGGACACAUUUAACGGUUCCGCUCUCUCUGUGUAGGAACUGAGCUAGGUGGACUCCGUCCACUUUCCAGACCACCAGUGUGGUUCUCUGAAGGGUAUUUGGGCCACGGUGAGACUUUGCCAUCCAGGUAAGCCUGACAAGACAGUAAACAAAUCCCCGUUUGGGCUGAACCUUGGAAAUCCACCUUGGGUUGGGAAUCCCUUUGCCCAUGGAGCUGUGUUCCAUUGUGUUUCAGAGAGCAGAGGGGAGAAGGUGAGUUUGCUGUGACCCUCACCCGGGUCCUCCCCGCAGGUCAGCAGGAACAGGCUGAGGACAGGCCCAGGCCCAUACCCUCCCAGAAAGGGCUCUGUUCUUCCUUUCGGUUUUCCUUCUGUGUGAGGACCUGUGUUUGGUUUGGAUUUGCGUUCUGCUUUCCCUGCCUACCUUGGCAUGGCACGGUGCCACCAGUGGCCUUUGUCACUGCCUCGAGCUGGUGACAAAGGGCCAGGGGAUGUGGGUCUGCAGCAAGGCUCUUUCCCUUACUGCCUGUAGCCUGCCACCGAGUCCCCUGCGUGUUCCCUGAACAGACACUCGGGCGGGACCCCAGCUCUAUGCACACGGCACCUUGGGCUCAGAAGUGAUGGGAAGACACCUUCGGUCAGAGGGGAAGGCCCUGACUAAGGGGUCAUGACAUGAUGGGCAUCCAGCCUGGGGAGACCUCAAGGGAGGCAGGGCACAGCCCAGCUUUGCACAACCCCACAACUCCCACCUUCCCUCACCCUGGCUGAAACCUAGGAGGUUUUACAGUUGGCCUAACCCUCCAGCCGCAGGCAGGGUUUCCCAACUGUCCACCCUUGGCAUCCACCUCGCUCUAGGGACACGGCCAGGGCUCCACAUUUGCGCAUAAAUUCCCCCCACAUCGGGUUUGUAAAGUCUCCUCUCUCGGCUAGUACAAACCAAGAGAAGAACCCAGUUUUUAAAAACGAAGUCACACGAGAUUUCAACCCCACAAACCUAGAACUGGCCAUUUGGAUACCUUCCUGUGUGCCGCAAGGAGGCCUCACUGGAUUUUUCGCUUAAGUGACAAGAAGCAUCUGUAAAACCACACCAACCUGGUCUUUGAAAUCGGAACUUUUGUUUAAGGAACGUAUCUGCAGCCCCUAAACGCAGACCAAUCUUCAGGCUAGCCCAAACUUUGAGGUCGAGAAAUGCACAUUUCUUCUCUGCAUUUUCUCAAAUGGAUAUUUUUUAACUGUCUCCUAGUUGAGCCCGACUUAGAAUGGCAUAUAGGAUCUCCCAGAGUUUUUAGGUGUUAUUUAGAAGCUUCUAAAGCAAGUUUUGGAAGAAAGACUAAUAGCUAUAAAAAUAUAGACAUAUAUAUUAUAUAUAGUUAUAUAUAUAUUUAAAGAGAUAUCUAUAUCUAUAUAAAAUUACUGUACUCUCUGAAUCUGUACACAGUCUGACUUAAACAGCCCAGGUAGUAUGGGCUAUCUAAUGCAUGAAUGUAAAUAUCCUGAGAUCUGCCUUCCUCGCAAUGUGCCGUGUGCAUACGGGGAGAGGGCUCUUGUCUCUCAUUCUGUCUCAACGGACAAAUGUGCAAGUGGUGCCGUCUUGUCCACCAGCGAGCCACUAAUGUGGAUUUUGUGCUGAGACCACGCAGGGAGCAGGACCGGCAGCACUGGGGGGGCAGACUGGAUGCUACUUAUGAGGAAGAAAGUACCAUGCCUUUUUUAUUUUCAAUAAAAAUACACUUAUACAGAUGA